Messenger RNA from Moneuplotes crassus, 7037 nucleotides. The record is from the annotation of a GenBank genome assembly. NCBI's taxonomy places the organism in Eukaryota, Ciliophora, Spirotrichea, Euplotida, Euplotidae.
UUUUCAUAGGAUUCUCUCAAAAUCUUUCCUUUACUUUACCAACAGUGUUUGGACGAUCCUUUGAUAAGAAGUGACUGGUUGGACACACUCUAAGGAAACUUCUCAUAACUGCCUUCAAAGGUUUAGAGAUACCUAACUUAUUACUAUAAACUCCAUUGUGCUCAAAUAUGGUAUAGAAGAUGCUGUCAAGAAUAAGCGGAAUAAAAAGCAAGACUCAUCUCAUCCCUAGAUCAAUUAAGAUGCCUCAAGGCUACUCUCACAAAUUUGUGCAACAGAAAUAUUCUUACCCAGGAGGACUGAAUAAGAUGUUCUUGAGAUCAUUCUCAAUCACUCCAAAAUACCAAGAUAAGACUGCAGAAGUUUUGGAGAUCGAAACAGAUCCUCACUUGUAUCUGAAUAUUCACAAGAACCCAUAUCAGCAACAAGUUUGGGCAUCGAGAUUGCAAAUUCCAGAAGAAUUUGUGAGCAUGUACUUUACUCACAUCAAGAAGAUCAUGGAUGCUGGAGGCGAUAGAGCAAACUCUUUCAAUCCAGCUAAGUUUGGGAAAGACACACCCAAAAUCGUCGUAGCUGAAUACUUAAAGAGUGUUGAAUCUGAACUUGUCAACACUUUUCAAAAAUAUGGAUCUCAAAAAGGUCUCACUAUUGAAGCUUUUCUCAAACAAGAAGAAAUUAAAAAUCCCAAGAGAAACUUAACUAUGCCAGAGCCUGUUGAAUACCAAAAAGAGGAGCGCUCUGCAUAUGAAAAAUUGCAACUGGAAUAUGAAAAAGAUGUGUUCCAGGUCAAGCUUGAAGCUGAAGUUGAUUCCAUCAUGAGCGACUUACUUGGUACCUAUAAAGAGCAAUCUAGAAUUAUGAAUCCUCUCAUUAGAGACACAUACAAAUCUAAAAGUCAAGAUCCAAAACAAGCUGAAGUUGCAGAAUACAUUAAGAUUGAUAGACUUCUUAAAAGCCAUUCUACCUUAUCUGCUGAUGAGAUCCAAGACUUCUUGGAUGUUAAAGGGAAAAGACUUUCAGAAUUAGACAAGAAAGAUGAGGCAUAUCUUGAACAUCAAAGACAAAACAAGCUCAUGCUUAGUACAAUUGCUAAUAUCAAGAUUGAGCAGAUAUUUGAAAAGAGAGUUCAGUUGAAAAACAAGCUGAAGAUGAUCGAAGACCUCCACAAGAUGUAUCAACUUGAAGAGAACACGACUUCAUCUACAGUCAAGCCUUCAACAUUCAGAUUUUUCAAUAAUCUUGAGCAAACUCCAAACAGACCAAAGCAUGUUGCCAAGAUUUAUAGAGGAAAGGACAAAGAUCUUCUAAGAUUAGAGACACUUAUACUUAAGCUCCAGAAUGGACAGAGAGAUGUUCAGAUCACAGAUGAAAUCAAUACUAUUUUGUCCAAGCUCACUCCAAGUACUGUUGAAGAGCUCACCCUUCUGAUGAAGUACGCUACAGUUUCUAACAAUGAUGCGUUAGCCCUGGACAGUUUGGAAUCUGUUAUUGAGAAAGCCAGAAUUCAGAAUGAAUCAGGAGAAGUUCAUAGCUUCCUUCCUGUAGAUUUUGCUCUCUUUAAAGAUCUUUUUGAACUGUUCGUCAGAAGAGAUAACUUCAAAGCUCUUGGUGUAUUGAUCAACUAUGCUGAAGAGAGGAAGUUGAAAAUUACAAGUUUGAACUUAGAUCCCUUCAAGUCAAGUCUUGAAUACUACCUUAACCAUAACUUUAAGUUCAGCAAUUUGCUAGUAUUCAUGAAAUACUACGUAUACAGACAAGAAUGCUUGUUCAGAGAGUUUAACCUGACUCCAGAUAAAUUAAGAAAGCUUGCUCCGACUGAGAUUGCUGAAUAUGGCAGCAUCAUGUUCCCUCAUAACACCCUUGCUGACAUGAGAGAUUUGUUCUCCUACAUUGUAAAGAGACUGACUCUACGUGAUACUUCAAAGAUGAACUCAAAUGAGGUCCUUAGCUCUAACAGAGUUGUGGAUAAUCACACUAAGCAGGACUUAAUGGAGAAAUUUGUGAAUUACUUUACUCAAUACACUGUCCCAUUCAUGGAUAGGUCACAGCUUGUGAACAACUUUAUUAGAGAAAAUGAUGUUGCAGACUACUAUGCAGGAAAAUUUGACGAACCUAACUCCUUAAACUCAGUUAUAGAGCUUUCUCUCAAUUAUGGCGACAGAGGAAUCUUCACAAGAUUUAUACAGAAUCACUUAGAAAACUAUAAAGCUAGGAAUUACGGAAAACUCCCUCCUUCAUAUUCUAAAGAAGCAGUUGCUAAAUAUCUUAAGAAUCUAAAAGAUAGAGUAUCUAGUAGAGAAAUCUUUCAGCCCUCUGAGAAAACUAAUGAACUUCUCUUAUCAAUCAUGAAAGAGCAUGGUAUGGUUGAAGAGAUGAGAGGACUAUCAGGACCACUCAAGAAUCAUUACAUCACUGAAGCUAUUUGCAACUUGAAGUCUGAUGGAACUCCUGAUUUCUACAGUAGCCAAGUUCAGAAAUUAUUCAAAACAAAGCAAGAGAAGGAGAGUGACCUCUACAUUGCUUGCACUAUAAAGGCACUUCUUAAAGAAGGAGACAUUGAUUCAGCCUUGAGAGUUCUUGAUGAAGGGGAGAAAGCUCAAGUAGACAGGAAGAAGGCUAUUGAAAAAUAUUACACCAAUGUCUACGAUCAUUGCUUUGGAUCAGAGUCCAAUGACAUUCAUGUUGACUUCUUCCCAGAUAUCCUCAAAGAAAGAGAGGAAAGAAUCAAGAGAGAUAUUGAAAAAGCAUCUCAAGUGUCAGAGUACCAGAGGAAAUUACUUCAAGAGAAAUAUAAGAAGAUUGACAUCAAAGCCAACUUGCCUGUUAGUUACACAGAUUUCAAAGAGAAACACUAUGGAAUGAUGAAAACUCUUAAGAACAACACUCAACAAAUGAUGCUUAUGAAGAUGAUUAGAGCUGCUGUGAAAGACAAAGACUUUAAAAAUAUCGACCAACUUUUCACAUAUCUCAUGGUGAAUAAGGAAGAGGAAACUCUCAGAAAGGGCAUUAGAAAUAAAAUUGAAGCCUAUUCAAAGAUCUACAAAUCAUCCAGCAAUCUUUCCACUCUCAAAGAGGCAAAUGAUCCAUUAAAAAUUCUGUUUGAUUAUGUGAAGAAGCCAUAUGAUGACCUUGACACACUUACGAACAAAUACUUCCUCCUUGUGCCUGAAGUGAGAAAGAAACUUGACUCUAUUAGAGCCAGGAAAGAAGUCCUUCAUGAAAGAGUUAAGCACCUAAUCAAAGAAGAUGAUGCUCUUUUCAUGAGUGAUCACUCUCAAGACAUGUUCAAACACCUCGACCUCUCUGAGCUUGAGGAUCUAGGAUUUGAUUUCGAGAAUACAGAGGCUAAGGAAGCUAUCCAGAAGAUUGCCUCACAAUACGAUUAUUUGAUGAGCCCUAUUACCUCACUUGAAAAGCACUACAAUUUCAGUGAAGAACAAUUAACAGCAGCAAGGCAGGCCAGAAUUUUGAGCCCACUGACCUCAUAUAAAGAAAUUUUAGAUUUUAUCAGAGUUAAAGAAGGGGUUAACUUUGAAGACAGACCAGAGCAUCUCCUUGCCGAACUAAAGCACAUUCAGAAAGAUGACAAAGCUAGCAAAGAAUUCUUUGACAAAUAUAAUACAGACAAGCUAUCUGGAGGGGUCAGGAAAAGACAUAUUGACAGCUUAUUGCUCAAGCUAAAGAAAUCAUAUGAUACAUCAGAGAACUCUCGUAUUGCUAUGGAGGAGUCAACCAAGAACAUCUUCUCUGACAGACUUGAGAAUUACUUCUCUGUGGAAGAUGAGCCAGGCAAGACAUAUUUUAUCAAUCACUCAACUGGAGAAAGAAUUGAAGUAGAUAAUACCAAGUUGCUUGAAGAUCAUAAAUAUUUCACUGAAAUAGUGGCUAAAUUAGCUCAAACUGAGAUCGACAAUAAAUUGUUCAAGAAUUUCAAAGAAAAUUCGAAUGAGGAUAAAAUGUUGCAAGCAAUGAUGAAAUCUAGAGAAUUCAGGAAGUACUACUUCUUCAUUAGAAAAUUCUACUAUGAUAAGCUAGAGUUCCUUCAAAGAAUGAAUUUGUUAAGCCAAGAUAUGAACGGAAACUUUGUAUUCCAUCAUCCUUCAGUAAAUGAGUACAAGGACAUCAAUUUCUCAAAGAAUGAUCUGAAGAAAUUACAAAAGCAUGUUCAUAAAGGCGAAACUAUGAUUAACUUAAUCCCUGGCUCUCCAAUAGACUUACAGAAAGCUGAUGCUACUCAAUCCUCUGGCAAGGAAAAUGCCAAAUCAGCUGAUGGAUCGGUGACUAUUGACAUAGAAUCAUCAGAUAAAUCAGCUAAAGGAAAAGCUAAAGGUUCCUCAAAGGAAUCUGGAUCUGAGAAGAAAAAGAUUCACAUUAAUAGUCUUGAGAACUACUCUGAAUUCCCUUCACUUGAGACCUUUAUGGAAUUAGCACACUUCAAGAAAGGACAAGAAGAAGAGGCAAAGGAGAAAUAUCAGGAAAUGGUUGAAAUCUUUAGUCAUAAAGAACCAACCAUUAAAGAAAAAUUAGGGGAGGAAUUCAUCAAAGAGUUAGCUGAAGAAUAUGAGAAUACGAAGAAUUUAUUACACCAAGAUGAAAAUGGUGAAAAGGACCCUCUAUUUUCAAAAUUCCAAACUCCUGAACUCGAAGAAUCUCUUCCUCCAGAUCAACUGAGUAUAAGAGAAAUGAUUGAGAAGAAAGAUUUUCAAAUCAAUACGAACACCGAACCAACCUUAACUUCAAUGGAAUUGAGGAAUUUCAAUAUCUUUGCCACCCAUCAUUUCGAUAUCAGUGAUUUCAGAGAUUAUUUCCCUGAAGAUGAAUAUCAAAAUCUUAGGAAAGAAUUCAAUGCAUUUGCUAAAGGCACUACUGAUAAAGAGAAAGAAAAUUUUGUCAGACAAAAAUUGCUCGGUCACAAAAUCAAAAGAGACGCAGAAACAGAGAUUAGUGAAAUCGUCAGAGAGAUGUUCCAGGAUAACUUUGAGGAUUACGAUAGAGAUAUUGCACCCAGCAAGAUUCUCGGAGCUUUCACUCCACGUUCAGCUGUUCCAAUGGAUGGCAAAUUCAAGAAAGAAAAAUAUUUCAAGAGAAUCUAUGACGAAAUGUUCAGGGAUGAGAUGAAAAGAGAGUGGUUAGAAUUCAGACAGCAUAAGAUUGACCAAUAUUUGACCAAAAACAACCUAAAAGCACAGCAUAAUAUAGACCUAUCCAUAGAUUUUGAAGCUUUAGAUGAUAGGACAGUUAAGGAAUCUAUUAAAAAGAUUGCUGCCGUUGAUCAUAUUUCUAGCUUAAUUGAUACUGUGGAAAGCCAUAGCAAAGAUGAUGUCAGGGUCUCUAAAGACCAUAUAGCAUUCGAAUUCUUUGACACAUUCAGCGGCGAUCUUGUCCAAAAAGGCUCUCUGGCUGAUGAUUUCUACAAAGAUCUCUAUGGGGAUGAUAAGUACGAAGAGUUUCUACAAGAAGUUGAAGAAGCCGGUUCAGGUGAAGAAGAUUUCGAAUACGAAAAACCUUACACUGAGUAUCCUUUGGCAGCGAAUAACAAAGAUAUUUUUGAACUUGAUCAUACAUCUUUGACCUCUCCAUCAGCUCCAAAGAAUGAUUUUGGAGAAGCUUAUGAAAUUGGGAUGAAGUCUCUUAAUGAGAGAAAAGAAAACACCCUGACUCCAGAAAAGAAAGCUGCUCAAGAUUUUGAAUAUGUAGGAGAUGAGAGUGAACCAACAAACCACAAAAUGGAUCCCACUGAUCUUAUUUAUGAGAAAGAGGACAAGAAAUAUAAGCAUGAGUUCCAUAAACAAUUCAAUCAUUUCGAAGAACAAGCCAAGAAAUCAGAUGAGUUUAUUCGUCAAAAUCAGAAGGAUCCAAAGGAGUUUAUGAGAUAUGAAAAGAUUUAUUAUUCUGAUGAUGAAUACUCUAUGAAGGAUAUUGACGAAGAUUAUUGGGAAAACCACGCGGAAUUAAGCUUAAGACCUACAGAAACUGAUCCAGCAAGAAGAAGAGCUUAUGAAACUACUCUUGUCACUCUUAAGCAUCAACUUGAAGAUUGAAUUAGAGAGCAGAAAGAAGAAAGCUUGGAAGUUGCCCUUGAAAUGCUCAAUAGAAUCCAAAAUAUUGAGCUUAACCAUACCCACACCUUGAAUAGCUCAGAGAUUGAUGCUGACUCAAUCGAAAUGGCAGAUCCUGAAUUUAGACAGAAGCUAAAUGAUGAAAUUAAAAAGCUUAAAUAUUCUCUUAAUGACAGCACUUCUCCAUCUUAUAGCCAUAUCAAGAAGCUACACAGACAAGGACUUGUUGGAGAUUCUGAAAAGACACUUCAGCUUCCAAAUGCUUCCUCCAAGGUUCUGAAUGAAGUAGUCGAUCAACUUGACAACAUCUGUGAAGAGUUAGAGAACAAGGAGAGAACAAUGAUACAAUUAGAGCAGGCUUAUACAAAUACUCUUGAGAAUUCUAAAACUAAUACCAGCCUGAAGAGGCCCCAUGAAAAAGACCUUGAAAACGAGAUCUUUGAGGCUUAUCUUGAAUAUCAGAGAAACCUGCUCAAGGAGCUUGACUAUGGAACUGGAAGCAACUUUGAAUCUAACAAAUCAGAUGAACACAAAAUCAAGGUUAUCAGGAAUGUAUUUGGAGUAAUGGAGCCAGGAAGAAUGGCCAAUGUAGGCAGUGACCUCAUUGAAUUUGGAAUAUCUCACAAUAUUCCUGAUGCUGUCCGUAUUGGAGAGAACCUCUCUGGUUUGAAUGAUGAAGAUGUGUCCGAAGACCUCCUCAAUAGACUACAUAGAUACAAAUUGCAGCAUGCAGAUGAUAUGAGAGAAGCUAUCAACACAAGUGGACCAAUGAAGAGUAUUAUACAAAGAAGAAAAGAAAGCUUGAUGACUGCGAGAGAUAGGUCUGGCUACCUCCCCAGCAACAUUGAAGAAUUGAGAGAUAAAUAUGGAGACAAAUACAACAAAUGGAGACUUCCAUCAAUUUAUGCAGUUGACCACAAGAAAUUUGGAAUUUUAGGAGAGAUUUACGGAGAAGAAAGACUUGAAAAAUUCCUUAGAUAA